AUGGCAAAACCCAAACGGUGGAAUUAUGAUCUGGAGGCAUAUAACCUUGAUUGGUUAAUUCAUCUUCCAUCCUUAACAUACUUGGCCCUAAGCAGCGUUAACCUCAGCCAGGUAGUCAAUUGGCCCAAUAAGGUUAUGAUGCUCCCUUCUUUAACACACUUGCGUCUAAGUGAUUGUAGUCUGAUCUCCACAAUGACUCCUCAAUUUCUUUCCAUCAAUGCUAAUUCCUCAUCCCAACUUCAAUUUCUAGAUCUUUCAUACAAUCAUGAUUUGACGGAGACACAUAAUCUUGAUUGGUUAACUCAUUUAUCAUCUUUACAAUACUUGGACCUAAGCGGUGUUAACCUCAGCCAGGUACUCAAUUGGCCCAAUAAGGUUAUGAUGCUGCAUUCUUUGAUAUACUUGAGUCUAAGUCAUUGCAGUUUGAUCUCCACAACGACUCCUCAGUUUCUUUCCAUCAAUGCUAAUUCCUCAUCACAACUUCUAUUUCUAGAUCUUUCUUACAAUUAUGAACUGACGGAGGCACAUAAUCUUGAUUGGUUAACUCAUUUUUCAUCCUUAACACACUUGGACUUAAGCGGGGUUGACCUCAGCCAGGUACUCAAUUGGCCCAAUAAGGUUACAAUGCUCCCUUCUUUGAUACACUUGAGUCUUAGAUAUUGCAGUCUCUCCACAACGACCCCUCAAUUUCUUUCCAUCAAUGCUAAUUCAUCAUCACAACUUCUAUUUCUACAUCUUUAUUACAAUGAUCUCACCUGCUCAAUAUUUCAUUGGUUGUUCAACACCACUACAAGACUUGUUGAUCUGGACCUUAGUGAUAACAGGUUACAAUGCUCCAUUCCGGAUGCUUUUGGUAGCCUAAAUUCUCUUCGAACACUAAAUCUUGCUGAAAAUCAACUUGUUGGUGGCAUUCCAAAAUCUUUUUGGAAUUUAUGCACCUUAGAGUCAUUGACUCUUUCGAUUAACAGUCUCAAUGGAAGUCUUUAUGAAUUUAUGAGUAAUGCAUCAGCUUGCUGGGUGGACUCCUUGCAGAAUUUUGAAAUAUGGCACAAUAGAUUCACAGGACCAUUGCCUGAGAGUAUUGGAAACUUAUCCAAUCUUGAGAUCUUGAAUGUUAAUGAGAAUUCUCUCACCGGGGUGAUCACUGAAGCCCAUUUUUCAAAUCUCAUCAAAUUGAAAACGUUACAUUUAAGGUCAAAUUCUUUGAUUUUGAGAUUUCGCUACGAUUGGGUUCCUCCAUUCCAACUGGAUUUUAUUGAUUUGAGCUCUUGCAAAUUGGGAUCAGCUUUCCCAAAGUGGCUUCAAAGUCAAAAGAAUUAUGAACUGCUUGAUAUUUCUUAUGCUGGAAUUUCUGACAUUAUCCCUGCUUGGUUUUGGGACUUCCCUCCCAUAUUUAAGCGUCAACCGUUUUUACGGUUCUAUACCACAUUUUCCAUUGAAUGUGUCAUCACUAGACCUAUCAAAUAA
This is a messenger RNA of Juglans microcarpa x Juglans regia, 1467 nucleotides long. RefSeq names its product receptor-like protein EIX2. Gene Ontology annotation, molecular function: protein binding. NCBI's taxonomy places the organism in Eukaryota, Viridiplantae, Streptophyta, Magnoliopsida, Fagales, Juglandaceae. The coding region runs from base 1 to 1467 and encodes 488 amino acids. The record is from RefSeq and is a predicted model, not a curated record. The transcript is spliced from 4 exons.